AUGGCGGAAUUAGUCGUGGCUGCCAACCUGGCUGGCAGUGUGGCCAGCAGGAAUGCCCCUAAGCUCUGGGAUUACUUGGUACAAAAUCGCAAGCUGCGGGCAGAGCUGAAGCAUGACAUCAGUUACAUCAGAAGCGAGUCCUUGAUGAUUUCUGCUGCCAUUCAACAAGAUGGUGAUCGUCCACCGUGGAGCAGCAACCCCGUGCAUAAGGUCUGGAUCACUAUGGUGCGUGACUUGGCGUAUGAUAUCGAAGACUGCAUCGACCGCUUCACGCACCGCGUGACACUCAAGCCUGAUGUGUCAUGGAUCGUUAAGAAAUUUCACCGGAUGAAGACGAGGAGUGCCCGUAACAAGUUUGCUGCAGCAAUCCGUCGUCUCAGGAAGAAAUCCGAGGACGCAUCCAAGCUGAGAACAAGCUACAGCACCAGUGAGUAUGGCGGCGGAUCCAGCACCCUGGAGUCAGAGACACCAUCUGAUGACACGGACACCUCGGUGGCCGCCGUGGGUAUGGAUGUGCCCCACGACGAGCUCAUGGAGCUGAUAAGGGAAACGCCGCAAGGCCAACAACCCAUGGAGCUCAAGGUGAUCUCCCUUGUUGGGUUCGGUGGCAUAGGGAAGACUCUCCUCACCAAGCAUGUGUACAACACAACUGAGAGCGAAUACAAAGCACGGGCUUGGGUUUGUGCUGCAGAGAAAGGCUCAAGAGAUGUUCUCAAGGAGAUACUCUGGCAACUUGGAAUGCAUUCCACCAUUAGUAGUAGUAGUGGAAGUGCAGGCAACCCCUGCCGUCUCAGCAAUAACAUGCUCUGUGCAAGCCUAAGAGAGUGCCUUGGGACCAAGAGGUUUUUAAUUGUAAUUGAUGACAUGCGGAGAGACUUUUGGGUUGAUAUAAAAGAUGCUUUCCCUGUGGUUCCCGGGGUCAACAGUAGAGUUAUUGUCACAACAGCCACUCAGACCAUAGCAAUCAAAAGCAGCUGUCGUGAUGGUCAUGUGUACAUAAUGAGAACUCUUGCUGAGCAACACUCGAAACAAUUGUUCUUUGAGAAAGCUUCCUUGGUGUAUCCACCAACAGUCCGUGAUACGGAGCUAAGUUCAGAAGUAAUAAGGAAAUGUGAUGGUCUGCCCCUUGCUCUUAUUACCACAGCACGGUUGUUGCACGGUGAUCACAGACGGCGACAAUGGGCAGAUCUGGGAAAUAACCUUGGCAGCCAUCUGGAGACACAUCAUAUGUUAGCAAAUAUGAAGCGUGUGCUCGUCCGUAGCUACACCAACCUAAGCAAGCAAGAUAUCAAGAUCUGCUUGCUUUAUCUUGGUAUUUACCCAAGUGGUCGCCCAAUCAGGAGAGGAAGCCUGAUAAGGCGAUGGUCAGCCGAAGGUUUCAUCACAGCAGAGCCUAAACGCAGUGCCCUUGAGGUUGCUGUUGCCAGUUUCAAUGAGCUGGUCGACAAGAGCAUCAUCCAGCCUAUUGAUGCCAGCGGCAACGGCAGUGCAGAGGUGAAGACAUGCAAACCUCACAGUAUAAUGCUUGAGUUCAUUCUGCACAGAUCCAUGUCCGAGAACUUUGUUACCUUGUUAUAUGAUAAGGAUCCCCCACCUGGGAGUAAAAUUCGUUGGAUUUCUCUGCAGCAUAAAACUGAUGCAAGAUCCAAAAUGGAUCCAAAGGAUCUAAGUCUUGUCCGUUCUCUGACAAUCUUUGGUGAAGCGCACAAUUCAAUGUUGGACUUUUCCAAGUACAAACUGAUUAGAGUUUUGGAUUUAGAAGAGUGCGAUGAACACUUGGGAGACAAGCAUCUCAAGGAGAUAUGCAGCAACAUGUCGCUGCUCAGGUACCUAAGCCUCAGAGGUGCUACUAGAGUUACAGUUAUUCCAAAACAGAUCAAGAAGCUUCAACUUUUGGAAACACUGGAUUUAAGAGGAACCAGUAUAGAGAUUCUGACCAUAGAAGUCAUGGAAUUGCCAUAUUUAAUUCAUCUGUUUGGAAAGUUCAAGCUCCAACAAGAUGUAGGAAGCCGGAGAAUGAGUAAGCUACAGACUUGGCUGUCAGAGAGAAGUAAAUUGGAAACUUUAGCCGGAUUUGUUGUGGACAACAAUAGCCAAGGAUUCACACAGAUCAUGGAGCAUAUGAAGCACUUGACCAAGGUGAAAAUAUGGUGCGAGUUCACCGCACAUGACAGCAGCAACUCAAGACACCUCUCAAAGUCAAUCAAGGGGUUCAUCCAGAGCGGCACCGAUCUGAACAAAGCUCAUUCACUCUCACUGAACACCAAUGAUGAAUGGUGUCCAGACUUGUUGGAUUUCUCCUUGGAGAAGGAUUACUCCUACUACCUUAGCUCACUCAAGCUACAAGGGAACACCAUAUGUAGUCAGCUGCCUCUGUUUGUUACCAUGCUGGGUGGUCUCACUAAGCUGUGCCUGUCAUUCCUUGGUGAUCAUAAGCUGAGUGGUAACAUUCUUGAUGCCCUGAGCAGAGUGCGCGGCCUGGAGUACCUGAAGCUGAUUGCAACUCAACUGGACAAGCUCGGCAUCAGGCAAGGCCAUGCACUCAGAAGCCUGCGACACCUAUGUGUCGUGGCAGAAGUCGCAACCGAGCUGGAAAUACAAGAGGGAGCUCUGCCUCGCCUCGAGUUCCUCCGGCUGCUAUUGAGUGAUGAAACAAAACAGGAGUGGAAAGGAGCAAAAAAGAACCACCCCAGACGUCCCAAGCUCUUGUUUGUUGAGACUAAGCCGAUGGGAAGUGAGUCUGCUGCGGAAAUUAUCCCUGCAGAAACAACUACUGAUACAACAGUCGAAGAGGUUGAUGUGGAGAGGGAACCUGCAGCAGCAGCUACUGAUACGACGUUAUCAGUGACAACGCUGCCCAAUGUGACCACUAAAGAGACUGGUGUUACUUCUGGGAUGGUUGAUGAUCAGGAACUAAUGAAAAGCGAGCCUGCUGCAGAAGCUAGCCCUGCAGCAAUAGCUACUGAUACGACGGCCGACGAGGUUGAUGUCAAAAGUGCACCUGCGGAGAAUUUUGAGAGCCCUGUGCCAUCACCUACUGAUGCCAUUUCUACUGUACAAGUUGAUGGUGGUCAACAUGAUGAUGAACAAGGAAAAUAUUUUGCUAACACCAAGGAUGUAAAAUAUUUUGCUAAGAAACAUGGUCUGAGCGUUCAGGUGACAGAUCGGAUGAACAAGGGAAGUUCUAAAGAGGAGAUGGAAGGAAUGGCGGGUUUAGAGGGUCAGCAGAUGGAAGACGCCACCAAGGAACCAAGGCCUACGAAACAAACAGCGUCUGCGGACGAGGUUGUCAUCGCUGGUGGCAAUUGGUGUCUUUCGCCAAAGAAGUCGACAGGGGAUGUUGGUGCCUUGACUAGGUUAAUCUUGCUCAGGACAGGGCUGGAGUAUGCUUUGAGUAUCAGGUGCUGGGUGUGCCAGACAAGUACGGAUAUGAGGAGUCGUCUCCUGAAGUUGAUGAAGUGGUUCUCAUAA
Molecule: messenger RNA, 3471 nt
Organism: Triticum turgidum subsp. durum (durum wheat)
Lineage: Eukaryota; Viridiplantae; Streptophyta; Magnoliopsida; Poales; Poaceae
Source: the annotation of a GenBank genome assembly